Molecule: messenger RNA, 297 nt
Organism: Phytophthora infestans T30-4
Lineage: Eukaryota; Oomycota; Peronosporomycetes; Peronosporales; Peronosporaceae
Exons: 1
Coding region: 1-297 (98 amino acids)
Source: RefSeq, a predicted model, not a curated record
AUGCUGACCGCGCGUCUGUUAGCAAUAGCCAACGCGAUAUAUACGUGCGCGGCGGGUAUACCUUCUGUUAGCAAUAGCCAACGGGAUAAAUUUGCGCGCGGCGGGUACACCGCGAUCCGCGACACAACCGAGCUCUCGGUCAUUAUGGACAGGACAUUAAUUGGCGAGGUGUGUGAUGGGCCGGGAGUGUGUAGCGAGGGUGUGUCGACGGCACAACGCUUGUAUCAACCAAAGCUUCGACAGAUAGGUCUCCUUCGAAGUCGGCAGCUCCCACGUUCAGCAAUGCGACUUGCAUAG